Messenger RNA from Aspergillus terreus NIH2624, 2079 nucleotides. RefSeq lists its product as uncharacterized. Gene Ontology annotation, biological process: lipid homeostasis; fatty acid beta-oxidation using acyl-CoA oxidase. The transcript is spliced from 6 exons. NCBI's taxonomy places the organism in Eukaryota, Fungi, Ascomycota, Eurotiomycetes, Eurotiales, Aspergillaceae. Bases 1 to 2079 code for a protein of 692 amino acids. Gene Ontology annotation, cellular component: peroxisome. The record is from RefSeq and is a predicted model, not a curated record. Gene Ontology annotation, molecular function: FAD binding; fatty acid binding; acyl-CoA oxidase activity.
AUGCGCGACUUCACAGAUAACCUUCGUCCCAGCCAGCCAGCAGGGCCCGAUAUCCUGUCCCAGGAACGAGCGCAAUCGGACCUCUCUGUUGAAGAAUUAGCACACCAUCUCUUGCACCACAAUGGAUUUCUCGAACGGCAGAGUCGUAUCCUUCCAAUCGUCCAAAAUGAGCCUCUCCUGGACAAAUCGCAACAGCAGAACUUGUCUCGACCUGACCUGUACAAACAAGCCCUCGCGCGGGCCAAGUUGCUCCGUCGGUUAGCAGAUAAACAUAAAUGGGAUCAUGCGGAUUACAAAAUGGCCGAAUACCUCGUGGACGAUGUGUCUCCAUACAUGUUGCAUAUGGAGAUGUUCAGCACGACUAUUCGUGAACAGGCCAGCGACGCCCAGCGGGCAUAUUGGAUGCCUCGGAUCGAGAAAUGGCAGAUAAUCGGAGCGUACGCGCAGACCGAACUCGGACAUGGCAGUAAUGUCCGGGGAUUGGAGCUAGAGGCACGGUGGGACCAUCAGACAAAGCAGUUUAUCCUGCACAGUCCUACAUUGACUGCGAGUAAAUGGUGGAAUGGCACACUUGGCCGCACUGCCAACCAUGCUAUUGUUGUUGCGCAACUUCUUCUGCCUCGGCCGGGCGCUUUCUCUGCCGAGAAGAAUGUCGAGUAUACUUCCCACGGACCGCAUCCAUUCAUCGUGCAGGUCCGCGACAUGAAGAGCCACCAGCCCUUGGAUGGAAUCGUGAUCGGUGAUAUUGGGCCGAAGUAUGGGUAUGCAACGAUGGACAAUGGGUACAUGCUAUUUGACCAUUUCCGCGUCCCGCAUUCUGCCCUUCUUUCACGGUAUUCAGGCGUGGAUCCCGAGACGGGGCAUUACAUCAAGCCCGAGAAAGCAGCGGUGGUGUAUGGGUCAUUGACAGCAGUGCGCGCAAAUAUUGUCCAGCAUGCACGACUCGUUCUCGCGCGCGCAGUGACUGUAGCGGUCCGAUACACCGCGAUUCGUCGUCAGUUCCGGGACCGCGAUGGAGAUGGUAGUGGCCCUGAGCUAGCUGUGCUCGAUUAUCCGACCGUCCAAAUUCGCAUCCUGCCUUUGUUAGCCACUACGUUUGCUUUGCAUUAUACUGCAUUGGCGAUGCAGCGCAUCUACGAGGGAACGCGGCGGGAGAUCGAAGCAGGCAACUUCAACAGUCUGGCACACAUGCAUAGCAUGUCGUCUGGCCUGAAGAGUUUAUGCACCACGCUGGUUGCUGAUGGAAUUGAAACAUGUCGCCGAGCUCUAGGGGGGCAUGGGUUCGGAGGUGGAAGUGGCCUGAUCCAGCUCAACAAUGAUUAUCUAUCGAAACCAACGGUAGAGGGAGACAACUGGAUGAUCAGUCAACAGACUGCGUCUUAUAUCAUCAAGAAAAUGACAACAGCUGUUGGGUCUCCCAAUAGCCGAUACAACGAUGAACUUGAUGGACAGUUUAAGGAGUAUAUCAGACACAAACAGGAGGGGAAACAGGAAUAUGAAUUGGGCAUCUUGUCCAAUGAUCAAGAUAUUGUCCGAAGCUUUCAAUUGAGAGCUACUGCCUUGGCUUAUGAUGCCUACCAGGAAAGAGCUGUGAACAAGAAAUCUUGGAAUUCUCUGUUGAUCCAACUGCACCGUCUCAGUCGCACCCAGUCGCAAUCGAUCUUGGUCACGAAAUUCUUCCAGGCCCUCACUACCGACAGCAGUCUUCCUCCAUCCACGAAGGAGAUCAUGUGGGAUCUCUUCCGUCUCUUUGCGCUGUUCACCAUGGAGGCCGACAGUUAUGAGUUCUUCAGCACAGGUGUAGUCAAUCGCGAGCAACUUGACAAGUUGCCCGCGAGUGUUCACGAUUUAAUGACCCAGAUCCGUCCUCAUGCCGUCAAGCUGGUGGACUCCUGGAUGAUUCCGGACUAUCUUCUGGACAGUGCGCUUGGUCGAUACGACGGGCGGGUGUACGAAGAUCUCUUCAACAGAGCUCAUCGCUUGAAUCCCCUGAACAAGUUGACUUUCAAUCCGAACUAUUGGGAGAACGAAGUCAUUAUGGGGACUCCAGACCCGCGUCUAGUUUCAGCCAAGCUUUGA